Molecule: messenger RNA, 8553 nt
Organism: Salvelinus fontinalis (brook trout)
Lineage: Eukaryota; Metazoa; Chordata; Actinopteri; Salmoniformes; Salmonidae
Product: hormone-sensitive lipase-like
Exons: 14
Coding region: 562-3207 (881 amino acids)
Biological process (GO): cholesterol metabolic process; triglyceride catabolic process
Cellular component (GO): cytosol
Molecular function (GO): sterol ester esterase activity; triacylglycerol lipase activity
Source: RefSeq, a predicted model, not a curated record
UCUGACACAAUUGUGGGGUAGCGCAACUGUGACUUGAAUCUGGAUCCUUGUCAACCUUACCAUUACACCAAGAGGCUCGUGAUAGGUCUCUAGCACAGGAGGUUGGUGGCACCUUAAUUGGGGAGGACGAGUUUGUGGGAAUGGCUGGAGCGGAAUCAGUGGAAUGGUAUCAUACAUUAAACACAUGGUUUAAUGCCAUUCCAUUUGCUCCAUUCCAACCGUUAUUAUGAGCCGUCCUCCCCUCAGCAGCCUCCACUGACGAUGUUGUAGCUUGUAGAUCAGCUAUUAAACCGUUUUUACAUUAAGGUUUACCUCCCUGUGAUGGGAAGCCUACUGACAGAGAGUACUGUACUUUGUUUACCACAGAUGAUUAUCUGGGGAAAGCCUUCAGACACUGCAACGCAGCAAAGAGGGGUGGCGUUUGUCGAACUGGAGCACGUCAAUAGGCUCAAGGAAUGCAUUGCCAGCGCUGACUGGCUGCAGUUUUGGUUGUGGGUGUGGCUCAUUUUUACAUGUAUGACUAGAAUAUUUGAGGAGGCGGUGCGGAAAUAGUGGGCGAAGAUGGCGUCGGGGAAGAAGGGAGGAAACAGCAGCCUCGAAAAAGGUUUGAAUGGAAGACGUUCGUCAAAACAUAAGGAGGGGCCAAUAGUGAUGGACACCAAGGCGGUGUUUACUGCCCUGUACAGUGUGUGUGAGGAGAAUGCUACGUUCUUCUCUGAGGGUGCUAAGGGGGCUCAGGGGGGUGCGGCACAGCGGCUGGUGGACACCAUGACCCUAAUCCAGGAGCACGCCCGCAGCCUGGAACCUGUCAUCUCUGGCUUCGCAGCCAUCUACCAUCACUUUGACUUUGACCCUCACAUACCAGCCAACGGAUACCGCUCUCUAGUCAAGGUGGUGCGCUGCUGCAUUCUCCACAUCAUCCACAAGGGGCGCUACAUCUCCACCAACCGACGCAGCAUCUUCUUUCGGACGGCCCACAACGCAGGGGAGAUGGAGGCCUACUGCUCGGCCCUAUGUCAGCUGAGAGCCCUGCUCUACCUGGCCCAGCGACUGCUGCACGACAACAGCCACGGGAACCUCUUCUUCCACGAGGAGAGCGGCCUCAGCCAGAGCUUCAUCCGGGAGUACUCCUCCAUGCACAAGGGCUGCUUCUACGGACGCUGCCUCGGAUUCCAGUUCACUCCAGCCAUCCGUCCCUGUCUGCAGACCAUAGCCAUCGGCCUAGUGGCCUUCGGAGAGAACUACAGGCGCCACCAGUCAGGCAUUGUGGAGGAAGGAGGUAUUGCACCAUAUGGUGUAGCAGCCAGCUCCUUCUUUACCUCAGGGAAGUACGCCAUCGACCCGGAGUUAAGGGGGGCGGAGUUUGAACGCAUCACUCAGAACCUGGAUGUCCACUUCUGGAAGGCCUUCUGGAACAUCACAGAGACCGAGGUUCUAUCUAGUCUAGCCAGUAUGACGUCCACCCAGGUGAAGGUGAACCGUGCCCUCUCGGUGCCCCCUGUGCCCUUUGACCUCCCGCUGGUGGCUGAUCCCCACCUCACUGUCACCAUAGAGGCCCCGUCGGCCCACACCGGCCCUGGCCCCGUACAGAUGAGGCUGAUCUCCUUCGAGCUGAGGGAGGGACAGGACAGUGAGGCGUUGCUGUCCCUGUCUCGUUCUGAGGGGGGUUCUAUCUCCCUGUCUCUGGGAAUGAAGACCAAGCAGAGCCCCGCUUCUCGCUGGCUCCUGGUGCACUACCACGGAGGAGGCUUUGUGGCCCAGACUUCCAAGUCUCACGAGCCGUACCUGAAGAGCUGGUCUCAGGACCUGGGUGUGCCCAUCCUGUCUGUGGACUACUCUCUGGCCCCUGAAGCCCCCUUCCCCAGGGCCCUGGAGGACUGCUUCUACGCUUACUGCUGGGCCAUCAAGAAUCACCAGCUGCUGGGUUGGACGGGGGAGAAUGUCUGUCUGGCCGGUGACAGUGCUGGUGGUAACCUGUGUAUUACAACAUCGAUGCGCGCUGCGUCUCAUGGAGUGCGAAUGCCUGAUGGAAUUGUAGCUGCCUACCCUGCCAUCCUGCUCACCGCCUAUGCCUCGCCCUCCCGCCUGCUCACCCUCUUCGACCCCCUACUGCCCCUCAGUGUGCUCUCCAGGUGUCUCAGUGCCUACGCAGGUGAGGAGCCCCAGGCAGAGAAGCAGGUGGAGAAGGUGAGCACUCUGAGCAUGGUGAGAAGAGACACGGCCCUGCUGCUCAGAGACUUCAAACAGGGAGCUUCCAACUGGAUCCACUCCCUACUGGACCCCAACAGAGCCGCUGCCAUGGCAUCAACAGACACGUCUUUGUCAGUGAGGAAGAGUGUGUCUGAGGCAUCCAUCAGCUCGCCCCACUCGGACCCCCCCGUGCCCCCUGAGCAUCCUUUUGACUUCUCCCUGAGGAGAGAGUCUCUGAAGAGCCACACCUGCCAGGACUUGGCAGGCCACGCCAACAACGCCAACUCCACCCCCGCUGCUGCCCCCACCACUCCUGCCCACAAUGCAAUGGUGUUCCCCAAACCCACGCCUGACAACGUGAGCUUCUUCCUCUCCAAAGAGGAUGUGGUGUCCAUGUCGGAUGCUCUGUCUUCUGUUGCCAUAGCGCCCCCUGAGGGGGAGGAGGGCGUGGUGCUGGAGCACCCUCGGGAGUUCCCCCUGGGCUUCGAACCGCUGCGCUCUGAGCGGCUGGCUGAGAUGAAGCUGGCCACCUCGCCUGUCGUCAGGAACCCCUACAUGUCUCCUCUACUGGCCCCCGACAGCAUGCUGAGAGGACUGCCCCCCAUUCACCUAGUGGCCUGUGCGUUAGACCCCAUGCUGGAUGACUCUGUGAUGUUUGCCAAGCGCCUGAGGAACGUAGAUCAGCCAGUCACCCUGUGUGUGGUGGACGACCUCCCCCACGGCUUUCUCAGCCUAUCACAGCUCUCCAGGGAGACUAGGGAAGCGGCUAACGUCUGCGUCAACCGAAUCAGGGACGUCUUUGACCAGAAGGACUCGCCCCAGGAGCCGCGCAUGCACCGCAAGCUGGAAAGGACCAAUCGCCGUGCUUCCUCUGUCGCCACGGGUGACCCAGAGAAGCUUUUUGCAGCACCCAUUCAAGAGGAGGAGCUGCUGGUGGCCAGGGGAGGGGCUCUAGUUCCAGAUGGGGCGGGGCUAGUUGGCUUGGCAGCACAGAACAACAUAGACAUUGUCGGAUAAAGGCAUAAUCAGGGGUUUGCUAGAUGAGUACUGUUUGUUAAAGGAUUUAAAGGAGAUGGAGAAAAGGGGGUAUUUGGGCCAUAUGAAGCCUGGGAGAGGAGAAGGGAAUAGAGCGAAGCAAAGACAGCAGGAGGAGGAUAUGCAGAAGGAGUUGGUAGCAUGCCCAGUUUUGGAGAGACAAAAUGAAGUACCUAUGGAUAGAGAGGAUAGCAAGUACUAAAUGCAACCUCUUCAGCUUUCAAACUCUCAAUUGCUGCUUGCUGUUUAGCACCAUGCAGAGCAACAUGUUGCCCAUACUGGUUGACACACACGCGCACACACAAAAUCACUUUGCCUUUUGGGCUGCUGCAUUGUGCUCGGUGUAGAACUGUGAGUUUGGAGCCUGGACAUUAUAAAACAGCACAGAGCGUUGUGGUGAAUGGUCGAUCCAUCUCCCUAUAGAAGACUAUUCCAGUCCCUAAUCAGAUAGUGGUAGACGUGCAAUGAGCUCCUACAUAGUGCCAUCACAACUUAAUGGCCACUUGUUUUUUAGGGAGCUACUCUAAAUCAAGCUUAAUAACUGUAGAACUCUGAGGUCUGUUAAACUAGUUGGUUGUGAAUACUGCCGCUGUUCGGUCACUUACUCUGCUGAUUGGCCCAUCAAUAGGGUGCUGCAGCACUGGAAACAACAAACUUAGAAAUUGGAAGGAUUUCGUAGUACCUUGAAAUUGUUAACCAUAAUAGAUCUUAUGUCAUAGUAUUCCUUGUUAUUUGUAUUUAUUGUGUGUGUAUACUCGUAUUGUAUUCUUAUUUUAACCAUGGAUCAUAGUUAUACCUGUUUGUUCAAGGCUUUUAAGAGCAUAUUGUGAGGUGGAUGCUAAGUUAUGUUCCUAGCUGUGUAGUGCCAUACUCUGUGGCUGCUCAUUCCUAGUUGUUGAAAGUAGCCAAAUGUUAACCUCUACCACUGUAGCGACUAGUGGUCAGCUAGCCGUUACCCACCCAAACAUUCACCUCACAGUGAGAUGUGACAUAUUCGAUAUUAUUAUAUUCUGCUCUUUCUUUUAUACUGAUAUAUUAUAACUAGCCAAUCAUAAAUAGCUAAUGCAAUAUUAUAGCUGCAUGUUCAUCAGUGCAAUCAAAAGGAUUCAGUUGUGCCAUAAUCAUAUUGUGCUUGGAUUUAAGUACACUGUUGUGGGGGUAAAGCAUCAAGUCACAGUCGUUUUUGUUUUGAUCAUUUUUAUUGACACACAGUAAUUAAGUCUUAUGAUUUUAAGUAUCUUGUGCUCAGCCUUUGUUUGUUGCCAUCUAAAAGCAACACUUAGCUGUCUAUAGACUGACUGCCUUUAGAAGCAGAUGGUUUUUUAAAGACUUGAAAUCCUUUCUCUAUUUGCACAGUGAAUAACUUCAAUAUGAAAGCCUGAAGCAGACAGAUGCACUGCACAUCUCUUCAUACUAUAUCUGUACAUCACUGCACUGACUGCCAAAACCGCAGCCCUCUAUCCCAGGAUGCAGUGCGUUACACUGCCACAGCCCUUGAGCCAGGGGACGUCCUGCUUGCUGACCCAUUUCUGCGCCUCCGUCCAAAUCACAGAGGAUCCAUUCUGCUCCAACAGCCUGUACCGAGCGAGCAGGAGAAUCUAGAACAAGCCUGAUAGUGAGCUCAUACUCACUGAGCAGGUGACUUCUCUAGUUAGCUAAUGUGUCUUUUUGUGCACCUUUAGGACAUUCUACAGUGGCUAACUGACAAUCUAGGUUCUACACCAUCUUUACCCCAUGCAAAUACUCAGGGGCUGAUGCUGCUACUACUACGUUUUGACUGAAUCUGAUUUGAUACUUGAUAUGGCCUCUGUCUAGCUUGUUGAGAAUGAAUGAUUCACAUUGGAGUGAAGGAGGUGUCCCUUUUGUGUCGUCCUCUAGCAAGCCUUUAACUAAAUAUAAAUGACAACAACCUCACUUCUGGUGCUGUCCUUGUCUGGUGGUCACAGGCCUGGGUUGCCAGAUCUGUUGAGAAUUAUGCUGGGUGAUAAAGAUUGCUUUUGGCUGGAUUUAGAGCAGGGUUUAUCCAGCACAAGGUCAUAAUCUAGUAUUAUGAUUCACUGUGCUGUUUCCUGCCAAUGCUUUUUGCAGCGUUUUGAGGCAGGCUGAUAGAAAUUAAGAGAGCUGUUAAGUGAUUCCUUGAAUACCUUCACGGUUAUCUAGUUUUUAGAAGUCUUGUGUUUAAUGGUUGAUGGUUUUAGAUGCUAGUUAUGAUCAUUUCACACUUUUUCUUUGUACGUUAAUUGUAACUGUGUGUCUGUGUUUAGUGCCGUGUGAGUGUCUGGUAAGUGGAUUCUGUAUGUGUCUAUCAAUGAUUCUAACAUUGCACGUGUUUGUUAGUGAUUGUGUGGGGGGAACAUCUACCAUCUUUGGAACAUGAUUGUGUGUUUUUAAAUGCAGCAGUAAAGCAGCACGUGGGUGUAUGGGGCCAUGAGUUGCAAUCCAAGCCUCUGAAUCUCAUGGGUGUUGUACAGUACACUAUUGGUUAGCCAAGCAGGACUUCUGAGAUCCCAUUUAACAUUAUGCAUUCUGUCAGCCAUCCUUGCUAUGAUGCAUUACAAGGUCCUUGAUGAAUACAGUUCUCAUUGUGCGCUAGCAACAUAACUGAUCGUGCAUAUUGAGAUUUAGUAGCCUGGUGUCUCCAUUGCCAGAGUAGAUAUCAUAACCCCACACACACACCCGACCAGCACCACUCCAGGCCCUAUGGGAUGCCCUGAAUGGCUCCUAUGGACUACUAGCGCCCCCAAUGAGCAAGGCUGGUACAGCCCUCUGACCUAUCUAUGGAAAUGUGUAAUGGUGGGUUAGAACCGCUUGGUGGUUUAUGACCAAAUCCUUUUUAUUUGGGUUGUGGCUUUAGACCAGGUCCUGGUCAGAAACAUUGCUCUUGUUUUCUUGGUGGGUCACAAUAAAUUAUUUUAUAUGGGUCACAGUGCAACAACUUUGGGAACCACUGCAAAAGCUGCUCUUUUAAUGGCUACCAAUCCUUCACCUGAUCUGAGAGGAGGGCAACGCACAGGAGAAAUCCAUGACAUGGUGCUAGCCCAUUAGUCUCGUGAGGUUAUCACCAUCUUGUUUUCACCUUCCUAGUCUAGGUUGUCAGGAAAGGGGAGGAGCCAUUUGAGAACAUUGGAACAUGGUCUCCCUCCACAUGUGGGCAACUACUGUUUCUAUGCCUCUAGAGUUUAAAAAAAAAUAUAUAUAUAAAAAAAAAAAAAAAAAGUUUUGUCUUUAUUUAACUAAGCAAGUCAUUUAAGAACAAAUUAUUUUCAAUGACAACCUAGGAACAGUGGGUUAACUGCCUUGUUCAGGGGCAGAACGACAGAUUUUUACUGUGUCAGCUCGGGGAUUCGAUCUUGCAACCUUUCGGUUACUAGUCCAAUGCUCUUAACCACUAGGCUACCUGCCGCCCGAUGCAUCAUGCAUUAGCAUUUGUGUGCGUGUUGCCGCGUUCAAAACAACUUGCCACUGAAAAAUGAGGUCAAAUCAUGACGUCAGUGAUCUUCAGGUCGGAAAGUCCGAGCUCUAGAAAGAGGCCCAAGAUUCCGAGUUGGAUGAAGGUUCAAAUACAUUUUCAGUCAGAUCACUUUUUCCUCGAUUUCACAGUUUUGAACGCUCGGAAGUUGGAGAAUUUCUAUUUCCUAGUUGUUUUGGGGAGUGUGAUCCUCAUUUUGGUCUUGAAAUGCAAAAUGGCUGAAGUGGUGUGGAGUGGCUUUGUGUGUUUUGAUUAUACAUCGUACCUCAACCAUUUCCCUCAUGUAUAGGCUAUUUACACUGGAUUCAACAUCUCUUAGCCCUGGGAUAUCUUUAGCUCUAGGGCUAACCUGAAACAUGCAUUGUGAAAAGCCUAUUAGUACGUCAACAUAUUAUCUAAAAGUUGUUUAGGUUAAGUACCCGGUCAAAUGUUACACCACACACAGCUAUGCAGUAACACACCAGCAUCCUUUACUAGAUUUUGUCUUUGGUGAGCCAUGUCUCCUUUUUCGAUCUAACAUUCGGUUACUUACUUGGUUGAAAUGCUUUCGAUCCACCCUGAGGCUAGAGUUAUGCAAGGCUAUUUUCCAUUUCCAUUUGGUCAUUUAGCAGACGGCAUAGCACUUAGUUUGCCUAGAGCAUUGUGCAAUCUACACAAUCUGGUCACUUGAGAAUACUUGAAUAGAACUGAUCUCGACUGCCCCUCCUUCGCAAAUGUGUUCUUCUUUAUAGGAAAUUAUUUUCUUCUCUUAUUUUGUCCCCCUUAGACCAGGGGUUCUAAAAGUGGGGUCUGUGGAGAUACUGCAGGGCGUCCGCGGCCAGACGACAUUUUCACCAAUUAUACAUUUUUCAACUUAGCUAUUCCCCCAAAAUGUAUUGUUGUACAUAAAUGCACUUGAAUUUAAGCUUUAAACUGCCAUUUUUUUCUCUGCCUCAUGGCAAUGUGUCGGUUGCAGGAUAUUACCUAAAUAAAUAUUACCUACCUAAAUAUUACCUACCUAAAGCUGCAACAAUAACAAAUCUCUGCCCCAUGACAAGGUGUUGCAGGAACUGCAACAUUUUCACUCCGAUGCCAAGAGUCAGGCCUUUUUUUCAUUUGACCUUUUAUUUAACCAGGCAAGUCAAAUUCUUAUUUUCAAUGACGGCCUAGGAACAGUGGGUUACCUGCCUUGUUCAGGGGCAGAACGACAGAUUUGUACCUUGUCAGCUCGGGGAUUCAAUAUUGCAACCUUUCGGUUACUAGUCUAAUGCUCUAACCACUAGGCUACCUGCCGCCCCAAAUGUUCUUUAAAUGUUCUUACCCCAGGCCCGAGACUUGGAUUGUUCAGCCAUACACUGCAGAAGUCAUGAUAACUCCUUGUGGACAAUUUUUUUUAUCUCACUCUAGUUAUGUUUUAUGAGGGGGGUCCUGAUGAAUUUGCUAUCACAAAAGGGCUCCCCUCCCCAGCCCCAAAACAUUUGCGAACCCCUGACUUAGACAAUACCACCUGUGUGAUAAAGUGCAUGUUAGAUUAAGGCUUGCAGUAGAACCAAAGAUUGCGUCUAGUUUUAUAUGAAACUGGCUAUCACUGUCAUUGACAUUAGUAACAGACAUCUUAGCCUGGGUUGAUGUCUGUGCGUCCUGUUAGCUGUGUCAUUGAGAUCUACAUAGUAGUUCUGUGUUUGCACUUUAUGGAACAAGACACUGUGGUUAAUAUAGAGCUAUUUUAUUAAAACCUACAUAAAGCCAUAGAAAGACUGGAAUAUUUUUGGGGGAAGUUAACUUCAUUUUUUAUUUACAUUAUUUUACAACACCACAAGUGCAUCCAUGUGAAUAAAAGAUGAAUCUAUAUUACAAAAAUAAAAUAAAUUUCCUGUAUA